ACGUCCGUGGCCAGAGUUAUCUUUCAAAGGAAACGCUGCAUAGUGGCUUCCCUUGUGUUGCCGUCAUGAAGCGUCAAAGCUCGCGGUCAUCGGCAAGGAAAAAAGUCGACAGAACUGUUACAAAGAAAUGUCCAAAAUGCACUCAGGAGUGUCCAGUUGCAAGAAAGUCUUGUACUUGUGGUUACCAGUUUCCUACUCGCACGCGCAAUGUUCAGUCCAAAGCUCUGAGUGAGGCAGCUACAAAAGCUGAGGAUCCAGAACUGAUUGAAACCAAGCGACGAAGAUUUCGUACCAAACGAAUGCGUCCAGAUUUCUUUAAUCCUCUUGAUGUAGAGUACUCUUCACGCAGGCGUUCACGUAGCACGUCAGAAGUGAAGAGAAAGAGAGGUCGACCUAAAGGUUCCAUAAAUAAACCCAAACCUGAGCCAGAGCCUAAACCAACACCUCCUCCAGAAGAUGACAACUUAUUUGGAAACGUUCCUCCAGAAAAGAUGCUACAUUUUCAAUAAUAUUGGCAGAGCUCAACAAUAAAAUUGGUAGACAAAAAUUUCAACCAUCAUAACACAUGAUUUAUGGAUUCUUCUCCUUGAAAUCAACUGAAAAGGUGCUGGUGAUAUGGGAGAGGGAAAGUUGGCAGGGAGACAGUUCAUUUGGAUGCAGCAAGGAUUUACAGACACCUGUCUCUGCACAUAUUCAUACGCCUUUUUAUGUGUAACCAAUAUGGGACUUUAUUUAGGUAUUUUUAUGAUUGAGAAUACAUGAGCAGCUUUGCAUGCCGAAAAUUAAGUCAUGUUCAUCAUAUACAUAUAUCAUGUUUUAUGCAAAUCAUUAACAAAGUGUACUCACAAAAAAAGUUCAUGAUGCACAGGAUGGUGCUUUUCCAUAUUUUGUAUUCUUGUUAUGUGAAAUAAUCAGAAACAAUUUUUCUGGGUAUAUUAUAUAAAGAAUUUUUAACCUUUCAUUCAACGGACAGCUGCAGCACCUUCCUGAGACCACUUUUAUUAACAUGGCUGAGGAUUUAAUUUCUGCCAUGGGGACUCAGUGAAAUGUGUCUGGUGUCGAAUUUGCAUCUGUUUGAUAAGCAGCGUGAUUUUUAAUGAGAUUAAAGUGAUAUUCCUUGUUCACA
Molecule: messenger RNA, 1126 nt
Organism: Pomacea canaliculata
Lineage: Eukaryota; Metazoa; Mollusca; Gastropoda; Architaenioglossa; Ampullariidae
Product: UPF0547 protein C16orf87 homolog
Exons: 5
Coding region: 66-509 (147 amino acids)
Source: RefSeq, a predicted model, not a curated record